AUGAACUUUGUGAACAAGGCCAGCAUGCAGAUGCUCCCCCUGCCAAAUGUGGUAAUGGUGAUGCAAAUGGUGGCAACGUUUAUCAUCCUUCACCCGCUGCUGGAGCUGGGGUACCUGGGCUUCCCUCGGUUUUCAUGGCAGACCUGCAAGCGCCUCUUUUGGAUUACUGUGCUGUACACGGCCAACGUCGGCUUUGCGUUAUUCGGCCUCAAGACGCUCAACAUCCCCAUGUAUAAUGUCUUGAAGCGCCUGACGCCGAUGAUUAUUCUAAUUGUCAAGGCUAUUUACAAGAAGCGCUGGCCGCGGCUGGAGAUUUCGUUGGCGGUGUUUCUCGUGGUGGCGGGCUGCGUUGUGGCGGGGAUUGGCGACCUGUCCUUUGACCUGAUGGGCUACGUGUUUGCGCUCAUGUCUUGCACCAUGCAGGCUGCCUAUCUUCUGCUUGUAGAGUUUCAGGGCGAGGAGGGCGUGAGCACGUCUGAGAUGCUCUACUACAACGCCAUUACUUCAGUGCCGUUCCUGCUGUUGGUGGUGGCGGGCACGGGCGAGGGGGCCAGGCUGACGACGGCCUACCAAACCGCUUUGGAGGUGCACGGGGCUGCGUCACUGUGGUUCACGCUCCUUUCCUGCUCGCUGAUGGGCUGCCUUUUGAACUACUCUUUGUUUCUGUGCACGGUCAACAACAGCGCAUUGACCACGACCAUUGUGGGGGUCAUUAAGGGAGUUGUGGCGGUGUUUCUGGGAUUCUUCCUGUUGGGCGGCGUCAAGUUCAGCGUCGUCAACGUGGCCGGCAUCACCCUCAACACCAUUGGUGAGUGUGAAGCCUCUGCUGCCUCCAGUGCUGCUGCUGCUGCUACUGCCGCUCACCUCCCCGCUAUAUCCAACACAUACACACAUACUGUACUUCGCCAUAAUGCCACGGCCGAUUUAGAGGAGGUUCUAACCACAUGUAGUUGGAUCCAUCACACGCUUGAGUAG
Messenger RNA from Volvox carteri f. nagariensis, 975 nucleotides. RefSeq lists its product as uncharacterized. The record is from RefSeq and is a predicted model, not a curated record. NCBI's taxonomy places the organism in Eukaryota, Viridiplantae, Chlorophyta, Chlorophyceae, Chlamydomonadales, Volvocaceae. Gene Ontology annotation, molecular function: antiporter activity. The coding region runs from base 1 to 975 and encodes 324 amino acids. The transcript is spliced from 8 exons. Gene Ontology annotation, cellular component: Golgi apparatus.